Pogona vitticeps (central bearded dragon) is the source of this 2257-nucleotide messenger RNA. Lineage: Eukaryota; Metazoa; Chordata; Lepidosauria; Squamata; Agamidae. The record is from RefSeq and is a predicted model, not a curated record.
CUUACACCUGCUCUUUCUUCAGCCCUUUCCAAGGGCUAGUAACAAAAACAACAAAGUCUUCUGGCACUCUCAAGACAAAUAUGUUCUGUUUGGGAUAAGGAUUUGUGGAAUUUAGCUUAAAGAUAGCUGGAGAAUUUUGGAGCUGCAGUCCACAAACGCGUAUGCUAAAUAAAACAGCUGUUGAUUAAAUGUUGACCAAGGAUCAAAUGUUGAUAAAAAAGGAGGACCUUAGUCAGGAAGGCCUCUUAGAGGAACAGAAGGCUAGGCAUACUCCCCACUCGAAACAUGCUCUGCAGCUAAGUAAGAUGACGGGAGAACAUAUGCUGAAGAAAAAGCAUACAUGUCCAGACUGUGGGAAGAAAUUUUGCCGGCGUUCAGAUCUUGUCCGGCAUCAGAAACUCCAUUCAGGAGACAGACCCUUUACCUGUACUAAGUGUGGGAAAGGCUUUGUACAGAGCACCCAUCUCAUUGCACACGAGAAAAGCCAUACAAGAGAGAAGCCCUAUUACUGUUCUCACUGUGAGAGGAGCUUCAAUCAGAUCUUAAACUUCACUAGGCACCAGAGGACUCACUCCAAGGAACCCCCUUUCAAAUGCGGUGACUGUGGAAAGACCUUCAGCCGCAGCUCAAACCUUAUUAUGCAUCAAAGGACCCACACGGGAGAGCGGCCCUAUAAAUGCUUUGACUGUGGCAAUAGCUUCAGUCGGAGUUCAACUCUCGUUACGCAUCAGAGAAUCCACACCGGCGAGAAACCCUAUAAAUGCCAGGAUUGCUGGAAAAGCUUUGGAAGACGUUCCACCCUUGUUAUGCACCAGAGGACUCACACAGGAGAGAAACCGUAUAAAUGACCUGACUGUCCAGAAACUUUUAGUGUUAAAUCCGGUCUGCUUAGUCAUCAAAGAGUCCACAUGACGGAGAAACCGUAUCUCUGCCUGGAAUGUGGUAAAAACUUCUGUCGGAGUGCAGACCUCAUUAUUCACCAGAGAAUUCACACGGGAGAGAAACCUUAUCAAUGCAAUGACUGUGGCAAGAAAUUCAAUACAAACUCACACCUUGUUACGCAUCAGAGAAUUCACACAGGGGAAAAACCAUAUAAGUGUCCUGAGUGUGGGAAAAGCUUCUCUUACAGCUCAGUACUGGUGGGCCACCAGAGAGUCCACACAGGGGAAAAACCGUACGCGUGUCUCAAGUGUGGAAAGACCUUCCGCAACAACUCGCACCUGAUCACUCACCAGAGAGUGCACUCGGGAGAGAAACCGUAUGAAUGCCCUGAAUGUGGGAGGGGUUUUAGUGUCAGUUCAAAUCUUGCGAAGCACCGGAAGAUCCAUGAAAGAGACACAUCUUUUAAAUGUUCUGAAUCAGAAAUGGGAGGUAAUGAAGCGGUCACUAGCUCCCAGAACAGUUCGUAAAGAUGAGUUGCAUAUUUAUGAGCGCUAUAGUAGAGCAUCAGCAGUGUUUUAUGAAUGACCAAUGUAGGAGUGAAUAAUAGAGUAGCAAGGACCCAUGUCCUGUGUCUAGUAUAGAACAUUGUUGCGGGAUCCUGAUCGGCACUUGGAAAGAUUGUUUUUUUAAAAAGGUUAACUCAUAUAUAUGUGUAUGUGUAUGUAUAUUUGCAUCAACAGGCAUAAAUGACCACAGAUACGGAUCUUGCAUAAGUAGCAUACUCAUUUUGUUUGCAGCAUAUUAUUCAUGUUUUGACUUGUUAGUUGUUAGGUUACCCAUUGAUUGAUAAUGACUGGUGUUCUCGGGGCAUUAUCCUGGCUCUGAAACGUAUAUGGUGUCUAGCAUAUUUUUUGCAAGAGGUUUUUUUAAAAGUUCUACAGAGAAGCCUCUCUUGAAGUGACUCUGAUUCUCUCCAUCCUGUAUCCACUUAUUCAGAAGUAAGUACCAUUGAAUUCAAUGGCUGUUAUUUCCAGGUGAGUAUAGGAUUGUACCCUUAAAAUUUACUAAAAUCUGGGUAAAUGUAUAGGCUGUAGGUUCCUUAGUUUGGUCAUGAAGUAUGUAAGAAAGUAGUGAAUAAUUAGCAACUUUUUAUCAGCUGACAGCAACAAAAAUUAUUUACAUUUUGAGCUCACUUAACAGAACAAAUUAAGCUUUUAAAAGUAAUGUUCCAAGCUCUGAUCUGGAUGAAUAUAUUGUUUUUCCUAUAAAGAGAGCAGAGGGAUGGGUAAGUUGUAGCAAGUUCAAAUUCUCCACCAAGCGAACCCAACUCUUUACUUCUAAAAAAAGUAUAAAUAAAGUUUAUCUGUAUAUGUUU